Messenger RNA from Ipomoea nil (Japanese morning glory), 1323 nucleotides. RefSeq names its product F-box/FBD/LRR-repeat protein At1g13570-like. Bases 229 to 1152 code for a protein of 307 amino acids. The transcript has 4 exons. The record is from RefSeq and is a predicted model, not a curated record. NCBI's taxonomy places the organism in Eukaryota, Viridiplantae, Streptophyta, Magnoliopsida, Solanales, Convolvulaceae.
GAGUGUUUGCCCACCCGAGAUGCUGCCAGAACUGCUCUGCUCUCAACACACUGGAAUCAUGUUUGGUUGCGACUUGGGCGGUUUACUUUCGAUGAUGACUUCUUCUGGGAUAUCCUACAAUGUAGUGGUGAAAGAUUCGUUCCUUGUAAAAUAAUAACUUACAUUCUCUUGCAGCAUGCUCGACCCAUUAAGAAAUUUAGCCUAGACCAUAGUGCCACAGUUGAUCAUAUGUUGUUGGAGUCGGAUUUGGAUCAGUGGUGGCUUUAUCUGUCAAGAAAUGGCAUUGAGGAACUUGACAUAUCUCUUUGUGACCCUCAAUAUAAGCUGCCAUUUUGUAUAGUCUCGUGCCCCACAAUCAAGCAGCUGACACUCAAAGGUUUGGGUUUUGAUUGCCCAAUUAUAAAUGCUCCUUCUAUUCUUCCCGGUGUCACUUCAUUAAUUUUCUAUGAUAUUGUUUUUAAUCAUAAUGUUAAUGGAAUUGGGUCUAGCAUUCCUAAUCUUGAGAAGCUGAAAUUCAUUCGUUGUGACGGGAUCAGUAAUUUUAAGUUCAGAGCUCCAAAACUUGAAAACUUGUCUAUUUUUGGUUUUAGACCUGAAGCUGAAUCCAGAUGGCUUGCACUUCAUUUGGAAACAAUUAAGGUUCUUUGCUUGGAUCAUAACUGCAUAUUGUGGGAAGAUGUUGAAAUAGCGUCCUUCCCAACCGCAAUAAAUCUGCAAGUAAUCAAACUGGAUGCUAUAAAGUUUGCCAAUGAAAAACAGCUCAUGGGUGUUUUGAAGUUGCUUCAAAUAUCUCCAAACCUAUGUGAACUAGAUAUUAAAACAACGGGCCCUGAAGAUGACAUAGAAGAUGAAGAUGACAUAGAAGAUGAUGACAUAGAAGUUGUUUUACGACUUUUGAAGGAGGAUCCAGACAAUUGUAUUGUUAAUCAAGAUUUAAAAAUGCUUAAAACAAUCAAGAUUAAUCGAUUUUGUGGAUCCACAGUCGAAUUGUUUUUUGUGAAAAUGUUGCUCUCAAAAUCCCCUAAACUAGAGAGUGUUGUUAUUCAGGAAUAUUAUUUUGUUGAUCCGCAAUACAAUAAGGUGAUAAAAUUCCAAAGGGAGUUGUUGUGCUUCCCUCGUGCAUCUCCGAAAGCACAAAUUAUUGUAUUGUGAAACUCCAUGGGUUCAGUUCGUAUUCAACUUAGAAUUGUAAGAUGAGGAUGGUACCUUAGCUUGUUUCCUAAGGUGUUGAUUAGAGUCCAAGAAUAUCAUUCUUUAGUUUUUCCUUCAGUUAAUUGUUCUAAAUUUUACUUCAGAUAAUGUGAUGUGAGUUCUUACUGCUUA